UAUGGCAAACAAUUGUCCUCCAUAGACUACGCAAUCCAAGCAAAUGAUAUAGGAUAAGGGUGGCAAGCCAUCCAUAUAUUCAUCAUCCAAUAAGGACCAUCCAUGUGUCAUGAAUCAUCUUUGAAGGCAAACCCACAAAUUUCUGAAGUAAAUGGUCAUAAUAAGUUAUAUUCAAAACUGAAGAAAUUGGGGACAAUAAGCAUCGACCAUGGCUAGCCUCCAGCUCAAGACUGGCUUGACUUCCUCAUUGACCACCACAAGGCCGGUUGCACCCAAAGGCCUUUCUGGUUCACCUCUUAGGCUCUUCCCUUCUUCCCAGAGGUCUUCCUCCACUAUCAAGGCAGUAAAAACCGACAAGCCUACAUUCCAAGUCGUCCAACCCAUCAAUGGUGACCCGUUCAUUGGAAGUCUCGAGACUCCAGUGACAUCGAGCCCACUAAUUGCGUGGUACCUUUCAAAUCUUCCUGGAUACCGGACCGCUGUGAACCCAUUGCUUCGAGGCAUUGAGGUCGGGCUAGCCCAUGGAUUCUUCCUAGUGGGCCCAUUUGUGAAAGCAGGCCCAUUAAGGAACACAGAGUAUGCAGGUGCAGCAGGAUCACUAGCCGCGGGUGGGCUUGUGGUGAUCCUUAGCAUUUGCUUGACUAUGUAUGGAAUUGCAUCAUUCAAAGAAGGUGAACCGUCGAUUGCACCAUCAUUGACUUUGACCGGGAGGAAGAAACAACCUGACCAACUCCAAACAGCCGAUGGUUGGGCUAAGUUCACUGGUGGGUUCUUUUUUGGUGGGAUCUCCGGUGUCACUUGGGCUUUUUUCCUUCUUUAUGUUCUUGACCUUCCUUACUAUGUUAAAUAGGUGAAAUCCUAUUUGGGCUUUUUCAAAUACCUAUUGAUACAUGAAUACAUGAUCGCUCAAAUUAUGAUACACUUUGCUUGUGCUUAUGGAAGAUUGUUAUAACUUUAUGGUUUAAUUAUUAUAAAAGCAAACAAACUGAUAAUAAAUUAUGUCUUAGUGAUAUGAUUUUCAAAAAGAAAUUCAAAAUAUAUUGAGCAGAUUCUUAUAUACUUGGAACCAUGCUAAAACGAACUACAAAUUAUCGUCCAACGCGUUAUGUUUUUGUUCAAAAUUGACCUUCAUUUAUUUAGUGUCUAGUUGAAACUUGAAAUGGAAAAAAAAUGUUUAUGGCUUUAUGUUGUUCUCUGUAAUACAUUGGUUUUGGUAUAUUUAAUGUCCAAAACGGUCAUCAUACAAAUGAUAAAUUAAUCCCUAAAAUAUUGAAUGGUGGUUUAAAUGGUGAUGUGAACUCAACCCACAUAAGAAGAAGAAACAUGAAAAGAGAGUUGGUUUAUGUAUGGAG
Messenger RNA from Lactuca saligna, 1352 nucleotides. Lineage: Eukaryota; Viridiplantae; Streptophyta; Magnoliopsida; Asterales; Asteraceae. The record is from the annotation of a GenBank genome assembly.